GGUAUUCCUCAAGGCUCUCCCAUUUCACCAAUCCUCUUCCUAUUCUACUUGAAAAACUUGUUCAAGGACAUGGAGCCAGGAGUUUUAACUCCACAGCUAAGAGCCCCCGUCUUUAUUGAUGAUAUUGCUUUUAUAGUCACAGGCCCCUCUGCGCAGAGCAACUCCAAGGAAUUGGAGGUGGUAGCCAGAAGGGCCUUGAGUUGGGCAGCUAACAAUGUAAUAGUAUUUGAUGAUCCCAAGACAGAACUGAUGCAUUUUCACAACAAAACCAAUGACCUUACUACCAACUCCCUUGUCACUCUUCCUCAUGGUACUAUUAUCUACCCUUCUCAGCACCUCAGAUGUCUAGGAGUUUGGCUUGACAGGAAGCUUUUGUUUAACUGCCAUGUUCAGCAGAAGACCGCAGCAGCAACUAGGGCACUUAACAUGAUUUCUAGACUAUCCAACUCAGGAUAGGGUCUCUCAGCAACAGCAAUGAGGCAACUAUACUACACCUACAUUACCCCAAUAGCUGACUAUAGAGCAGAGGUCUGGUGGAAAGGUCAAAUUGCUCUUACUAACAAAUUACAGAAGUUGCAGGCAGAGGCAAACAGAAGAAUCCUAGGAGCUUUCAGAACUUCACCUACUGCUGCAAUGGAGAUCAAAGCAGCCACCCUUCCUGUUCCUUUGAGACUUGAC
Molecule: messenger RNA, 678 nt
Organism: Tuber aestivum (summer truffle)
Lineage: Eukaryota; Fungi; Ascomycota; Pezizomycetes; Pezizales; Tuberaceae
Source: the annotation of a GenBank genome assembly